UCAAGCCUAAGACUUAAGACCACAACAAGAACUAAGAAGGGAAGCAUAUUAAUUUACGCAUCUCCAAAAAUUCCCAUCUGUUAUUCUCCCUCAAAUCAAAUCAAUUCCAUUCCUUUCUCUCUUCCUCUUCACGCCUCCUCUCUCUACAAAAACCCCAUUUCGUUUCAUGUAAUGUAAUGCUAGUUACACUCACCAUUACCAACCACCCGCGAUAACAAUGUACGGUCAAGAUCGGUCUUUGAGCUUCGAUUCUUUGAUCAAAGGCCAGUCCUUUUCUGAUCAAGCUGUUCCUUUUGUUUAUGGGGGAUUGUUUCUUGAUGAUCAUACGGUUUCUCCUUCGUUUGUUUCGUUAAUCUUGAAGAGUGGUGGCGGGGGUGGUGCCGGUAGUAGUUCGGGUUUUGGGUUGGGAAAAACGGUGCGUUUAGUGAAGAGGCGGCGAGGGGGAGGUGGGUUUUUAUCAGUGAGUUUAUCGGUGAAGGGGAGUGACGGUGGGUAUGUCGGGGAAUCGAGUGAGAGUUGGGGGCCAAAUGAGGAUGGACAAAGUAAAGGUGCGGAUAUGGAGGUGGAGGAGGAAACGGUGACACUUAAGGUGGAGGAGAACGAGAAGGACUUAGGUGCUUUUAAUACUACCAAGCAUUUGUUGGCUGGUGCUGUUUCUGCUGCUGUCUCGAGAACUUUUGUUGCCCCUCUUGAAAGACUAAAGUUAGAAUACAUAGUCCGCGGUGAACAGAAGAACCUUUUUGACCUUAUAAAGACAAUUGCCGCUACUCAAGGGUUGAAAGGUUUUUGGAAAGGAAAUUUUGUUAAUAUUCUUCGUACUGCUCCAUUUAAGGCUAUCAACUUUUAUGCUUAUGAUACAUACAGAAGUCAUCUGCUGAAAUUGACUGGGAAUGAGGAAACCACAAAUUUUGAGCGGUUUGUUGCUGGUGCUGCAUCUGGAAUCACUGCUACCUUGCUCUGCUUACCAUUGGACACUAUAAGGACAGUUAUGGUAGCACCUGGUGGAGAAGCAUUGGGUGGUCUAAUUGGUGCUUUCCGCCACAUGAUCCAAACUGAAGGAUUCUUUUCUCUUUAUAAGGGUUUGGUACCCUCAAUUGCAAGCAUGGCACCUUCAGGUGCUGUAUUCUAUGGUGUCUAUGAUAUACUGAAGUCAGCUUAUCUCCAUUCACCGGAAGGGAGGAAAAGAAUUCAGUAUAUGAAACAGGGAGGUCAGGAACUGAAUGCCUUGGAACAACUGGAGUUGGGUCCAAUCAGAACAUUGCUUUAUGGGGCAAUCGCUGGUGCUUGUGCUGAAGCUGCUACAUACCCCUUUGAAGUCGUGAGAAGACAACUUCAGAUGCAAGUCCACGCAACAAAGUUAAGUGCAUUGGCUACCUGUGUCAAGAUAGUUGAGCAAGGAGGUGUUCCUGCUCUCUAUGCAGGAUUAAUUCCUAGCUUAUUGCAGGUUCUACCAUCAGCUGCCAUAAGUUAUUUUGUAUACGAGUUCAUGAAGAUUGUGCUCAAAGUUGAAUCUGCAUAGACAUUCAAUCCAACCAAUUAAAACGUCUAGGAGCCGGAGUGGGAUGAGGCUGAGAAUGUUGCAUAUUUUGCCAAAGAAAAAAUUUAAAUUGUUUUGGCUGUGAUUCUGAGAGUGGAGUUUGUUUUUGUUGUACCAUUUUCUAACACCAGCGAUGGCUAAUGUCCCCUUGCAUCAUCUUUUAGUUUUAGGCUUUAGCCUCUCCUGGCUCUCUUCUAACGUAAAGAGAAUUAAGUUCAGCUAAAUGCUAAUGUUAGUAGACAUCUAUGCUUUAUGUAUGCCUUUCUUUGUCUUUUUCUCUUUCUUAUAUUAUGUGAUAAGUGAUGCAUAAAUUAAGCCUCAAUGGGAUUACAAAGUUGGUGAAUAAAUUGAGA
Molecule: messenger RNA, 1890 nt
Organism: Pistacia vera
Lineage: Eukaryota; Viridiplantae; Streptophyta; Magnoliopsida; Sapindales; Anacardiaceae
Product: probable mitochondrial adenine nucleotide transporter BTL3
Exons: 4
Coding region: 218-1519 (433 amino acids)
Biological process (GO): transmembrane transport
Source: RefSeq, a predicted model, not a curated record